Galleria mellonella (greater wax moth) is the source of this 1202-nucleotide messenger RNA. Its product is annotated as mitochondrial coenzyme A diphosphatase NUDT8. The record is from RefSeq and is a predicted model, not a curated record. NCBI's taxonomy places the organism in Eukaryota, Metazoa, Arthropoda, Insecta, Lepidoptera, Pyralidae. Bases 142 to 816 code for a protein of 224 amino acids. Gene Ontology annotation, molecular function: coenzyme A diphosphatase activity. The transcript has a single exon.
GUUAAUUAAUCUGUGCAAAUAAAUGUCAACAAGUUUAAUCUGUCAAAGAAAAAUCGCAAAUUUUUACUAAAAACAUUUACAAACUUAUAUUAAAUUUUACUCAAAAUUUUACAGUACUGCUAGAUAAACAUAAAAGUAAUUAUGGCCAAAACUAGUUAUUGCAUAGAAAAUAUAUUUACUUACGCUUCCAGAAAUCAUUGUAUAACGAAACUUAAAGAGUUCAGAGUUCCUAAGGCUAAUAAACGGGGAAAGACUCCUGAAGCUACUGCGGCCGUAUUAGUGCCUGUGUGUCGUUAUAAUGACGUUCCUUCUUUACUGUAUACUCUUCGUUCACCUAAUUUAAGUAGUCACAGUGGUCAAAUAUCGUUUCCAGGGGGAAAAACGGAUAAUGAUGAAACACCUAUGCAGACGGCGUUACGAGAGACUAAAGAAGAAAUAGGUCUAUCGUCGGAGAAGAUAGAAGUUUGGGGAGUUGGGCCCGCAUUUCCCGGACGUGACAACAAAAUACUAAUCUCUCCAGUAAUUGGUUCUAUCAAUGAUUUAAAAUGCGAGGACUUAGCAGUGAACCGUAAUGAAGUAGCAGAAGUCUUUACUGUUCCAAUAGAAGUUUUAUGUAACCCAGAAAAUCAGUAUCAUACUCAAUUUAGGAAUGGAUUUAUAUUACCGGUUUUUAUUGCCAAUAAAUAUAAAAUUUGGGGUAUUACAGCAUAUAUUACACAUGUAUUUCUGAGCUGUGUGUUAUCUAGAGAUGUUUACAAAAAUGAAUGGAUGAAGAAGAAAAUUGAGAUGGCAAAUGUGGGUCUAGAAAAAUUGUGACGAUAUCCUAUUAAUUAGUACAAAUUAGAUAAAUUUAUUGAGUACAUUUGUUGUAUAUUAUUAUAUUAUUUAUGAAAUAAAAGAAUGGUUUUAUAAAAGUUGUUUAUUAAAGUAAAAAAAGCUGCUCAUACAAAGUUUUACAUUAAUUAAUUAAGCACUUUUUGUUUUUUGCUUAGCAAGGCACAAAGCAUAACACUUAUUUACAUUACAAAUGCUAUUGUAAAAUUGCAACUGUUUUUUAUAAGAUAUAUUACCACUUACAAGUAUUAAAAAAAUUGAGCAAUAUGUUAGAUAUAUGUAUCACAAUUUUCUAAAAACGAUCACACACACACACAUAUAAUAUGAAAUAUAUGAAUUUAAUUCAAUAUUAUUUAAGCAAGAUACAA